Molecule: messenger RNA, 3973 nt
Organism: Pungitius pungitius (ninespine stickleback)
Lineage: Eukaryota; Metazoa; Chordata; Actinopteri; Perciformes; Gasterosteidae
Gene: aicda
Product: activation-induced cytidine deaminase
Exons: 4
Coding region: 2733-3377 (214 amino acids)
Biological process (GO): cytidine to uridine editing
Cellular component (GO): nucleus; cytoplasm
Molecular function (GO): zinc ion binding; RNA binding; cytidine deaminase activity
Source: RefSeq, a predicted model, not a curated record
AAAAUAGCACACAUUUGAAUCUACUUGGAUAUAGGUGUUUCCAAACGAACUUGUAUUGCAGAUUGAAACCGCACAUUCCAUAACAGAUACGCACAGGUAAUCUAUUGCAAGAAUGUGUGUGGUUUGCAGGUGACUGGCAGCUUAUGUGACUAAGUGGGGAAACGCACACAGCCCCGGUCUGAGGCUAACCUUAAUAUGGUGCCCAGCUCUCUCUCACAUCCUGCAUCUACUUCCUACAAACCUCAGCCGGUGUCCGUACAGCAUCACUGUGCCACAGAUCAACACCACAGGAUGUUUGUACAGUUCUAAUGUGUGUGAAAAGGAAGGGUUAUCUCACCUGACGUGCAGACUGUGUGUUCACUGCAAGAACUGGGAAAUGCACGGCUCUUUAAUUAACUUUGAUGAAAAAGCUGAGACACCCAAUAACAUACACAGUGUUACAUGCAUGAGAAAGCGUGUGGUCGGGUCAUUUCACCUUGUAAAAAGCUGUACUUUACUUGUGCCACUUAUUUGGUCAUCAUCGGGUUGUUUCUUGAUGACUGUCAAAGACCAGACACCUGUUAGCUGGGCCUCUGUGCCCGCCUAAUCUGCAGCUAUUAUUGUUGUCAGGAAACAGAUGUGAGUUCACGCACUGGAAAGAAAGUCUGUUUGUGACUGUGGUCAAGUGCGUCUGCACGGUACGGCUGUGUGCAAGUGUUUGUGCGUGUGUGCAGGGUGUGGGCGGGUGGGUUUCGGAAAGUAUGACUUGGCGUUUCCUACACCCCGUUUCUGCCCCUGACUAUGGGUUAAAUGCACAGCAGUGUCUGGCUAUACUGUAUUACUACACCACACACACACAAACACACACCGGUGAGGUGGUAGUGCACGUGAGAGUUCAUGUGUGACUGUGCGAUGACCUUGGUCAACUGUGGUCAAACCCAGUGAGGCGGGUGGGAAGUGGUUACGUAUAAUUUGGCAUUUGAUCGGCCUCUUGAAGUUGAGAAAGAGACAUGCGCUCGAGAUCAAAUGUGCAGAGACAUUAGGCGUAAUGCACCGUCAGAGUAAUGCAAUAUGAUGUGAGGUUGCUCAGAUGCUUGCAGACACACAUCUAAAUGUUGGGGCACCACAUAGGAUAAAUUAGAUAAAUUAGUUCCAGAUGCUGCAGAACAUAUAGACUGUCUUAAUAACAUUCUCAUACAGAUGGCUAACACACGGCACACUCGCAGACACACACACUCACACACACACACACACACACAGAGGAGCUCCAAAAACAGCCACCCUGGGAAACGGUGAAUUCCCCAAACCGCGGAGUGCAUGAGAGGGUGAGGGGAGUCAUGGGAAAGCAGGAUGCCUGCAUGCAGAGCCACCGAGCGAGCAGACAGGGCCAGAGCUAAAACAGACAGAGCAGAGAAAAGACGGGAGCAGAAGAAUACACAUCCUCACUUGGCGAGAACAGACGACAGCAUCUGCCGGUUCAAAGACUCCAUCCAAAAACUGUUCCAGCGCACACGUAGGGUGAGGGAGGUCGAUCGCAGUUCAGCGCCCGGCCUGACACAGUUUGGGAAAUCCCAGAUGAGAGGAUGCAGUAGGUGUCGGGGCCUUCGAGGUCAGGAGACGCCUAUGGCUCAGCCAAAGGCAGUGGGGGGAGAAGGAGGAGGAGGGGGGGGGGGGGCUAGCUAGGUGGAAAGGCUGAAUAGCAGGACGGGACUGUGGAUUAAUGUGAGAGGGUCUUACCUGAUGAUCUGGGGAAAAUGACAGUUGAAAGACUAGUGGAGUCUGAAGUGUUUGGAAAGUUCCAGUCAGUUGGCUCAGGUUACGAAUCACGUCAAGCAGUCCUCCGCUCAUGUGUGGUCACUCUGAGUGCCUACUAAAGUCGCUGUAGUCUAAUCCGCCUCCCCAAUAAAAUGUCUUCAUGGCCAUGUCAAAAACAAGUUGUCAUGAAAUAGAGAAAUUGAGUUCUUUAUUUUUAGCCUUUUAGAGCAAAACAAUUUUAUCGAUUUCAAUUCAUCUCUUUAGGGUCACGCCCCCUGAACUUUCUCUAAAAAAAUAUCUCUGUCCAACCAGACGCUGCCUCUGUAUGCAGGAUGUUUAAUGUUUGGAGGUAAAUGUUCUCGGUUCCCUUCCUAUAACACACACACACACACACACACUUCAAUCUUCAAAUUUACCUCCAUUGCUCCGCCGAGCGUGCCUGAGAGUGUUCGAAAUGAUUACAAAGCUAGACAGGUGAGAAAAAAUGAUUUUUUUCUUCUAUUCAUACACCGUAUGUCUUUCUAUUUGACUCCUUAAAUUGCACACACAUACUGUCUCAUGAAGCAAAUGCUUUCUUUGAAAUUGAAAAAAAGGGAAACUAUUUUUCCGUACUAUAUUUCCUUUGAGUGUUUCAGUAUUAAUGAAUGAUGAACAAUUUUCCUAGUUUCGCUAAAAGUUGCGAAACCGAGAGGGAGAAAAAAAGCAGUGAAUGUUAUUCGUCUUUUGACGCCGUCUGACUUAUGGUUAACCUCAGGUUUCACAUGAGUUGAUUGGGCUAACUGAGUAGGAUUCAAACUUGAAUUCAUGAGUCACCUGACAAACACUUUGAUUGUAAUUUCAUGAGUUUCUCUGACUUUCCUAGCAUAAUAUUUUAAAAGAAUAUUUGUCACACUUUUUAAGAAUUAUUCCAUUAUUAGGAAAUGUUGAAUUGAAAAUCUGAGUUUUUGUAAAUGGAUUAGGGCUUUGAAUAUCCUCCAGGUAUACGCUGCCCUAACAUCAUGAGCAUCAUUCUCUCCCUUUGUCCCAGUGUGCUUUUGCCACGAAAAAAGUUCAUCUAUCAUUACAAGAACAUGCGCUGGGCAAGGGGCCGACACGAGACUUACCUCUGCUUUGUUGUGAAAAGGCGAGUGGGGCCGGAUUCCUUGUCCUUCGACUUCGGACACCUCCGCAAUCGCAAUGGCUGCCAUGUAGAGUUGUUGUUCCUGCGCUACCUCGGAGCCCUGUGCCCUGGUUUGUUGGGUUGUGAAGACACUGGAGGGAGGAGGCUGAGUUACUCCAUCACCUGGUUCUGCUCAUGGUCUCCCUGCGUAAACUGCUCCAUCAGUUUGUCCCAGUUCCUCAGCCAGACGCCCAACCUCCGCCUCAGGAUCUUCGUCUCCCGCCUUUACUUUUGUGACUUGGAGAACAGUCGUCAAAGAGACGGCCUGAGAAUGCUGGAAAAAGCUGGCGUGAAAGUAACAGUCAUGAGUUACAAAGAUUACUUCUAUUGCUGGCAGACUUUUGUAGAUCGCAAACAAAGCCAGUUUAAGGCCUGGAAAGAGCUUCACCAAAACUCUGUUCGCCUUUCCAGAAAACUCAACCGCAUCCUGCAGCCUUGUGAAACAGAAGAUUUAAGGGACGCCUUCAAGCUGCUCGGACUGUGAAAAGUACCUCUGACCUCCUCUGAUGUUGGCAUUGACUCUUUUAUUGAGUAGAAAGUAGAACAUGUUGGCAUUGGUCCAUCACCAAAAGUGCUAAAACUGAGAAUGAUACAAACUGAGACAAAAUAGAUAAAGUUGUGGCAAGGCUUCGUGUGUCAGCUGCUGCUUGCUUAUUCCGUUGCAUAAUGGAUGAUAUGAAAUAAAACAAUAAGAUAAUUAUUGUGUUUUGUGCCUUUGCUGGAAAAACGUAUUUAUGUAUGUAUAUAUAUUUGAGUUUGGAAAUUUUGGUCAUCACCAUCUUAUUUCUUUGGGUAAGCUAAGCUAAGUACAAUCAAACUCUGAAUGAGACAUCAAAAUAGAUGCAAUUAACCUUUAUGAACUGAAGACAGACAAAAACAACAUGGUAGAAACCAGUGAAUCCCCAAAGCGUACCUGGCUUUCGGUGACUAUAAUUAUCUAUGACCAUCAUGCUGUACUGAGAAAGACUUAAACUAUUUAAAAAGGAUUUCCGAGGUAAUAAAUUCUAUCUGAAUGCAAGUCUAAGCCCCACUUUCCAGACCCCGAUAUUGCCGCCUGGUUCAAAUCGAUGCAGCAGAGGU